Messenger RNA from Acipenser ruthenus (sterlet), 8521 nucleotides. RefSeq names its product potassium voltage-gated channel subfamily B member 1-like. Lineage: Eukaryota; Metazoa; Chordata; Actinopteri; Acipenseriformes; Acipenseridae. The record is from RefSeq and is a predicted model, not a curated record. The coding region runs from base 619 to 3204 and encodes 861 amino acids. The transcript is spliced from 3 exons. Gene Ontology annotation, cellular component: membrane; voltage-gated potassium channel complex. Gene Ontology annotation, biological process: potassium ion transmembrane transport; protein homooligomerization. Gene Ontology annotation, molecular function: delayed rectifier potassium channel activity; protein binding.
UGUUCGUAAACAGGUGUUUUUUUUCUUCUUGCUUUUUUUUAAACGGGAUUAAAGCGCAAAUGAUUUGUGUUUUUUAUUUCAUUUUUUUUCAACCUUUCACUCGGGUGUCACAUUUUAUUAGUUUUUGGAAACAGCACCACGGUUUUUAAAGGGCAGCAAUUCUCCAUACAGCGUCUCGAGCAGAAGCGCUUACUUAUAGCGGGUGACAGUAUUAUAGAUUUAGAUGAUAUCAGCCCUUGCAGUUCUUCGCAUGACAAUGAACAGCACUCCGAGCGUUGCCUGGCUGUCUCUCCAAUAAGCCGUACUACCGCGCACAUAGUAAUACAAGUUCUCAAUGCCUUCAGCACUAUCAGUGCUGGACAGCUCACUGCAAUUGAUUACAUGUAACAGCAAGGGGGAAAUAAACCCGUUUUACUUUUAAGGAAAGGGGAGGCAGUGGUUUCAGCACUGAUCGACUGAACAGCGCACCCUUUCCGAGUGGAGUUCACGCGUUGCAUUCUCUCAAACUGCAAGAAUGGAUGUAAACACGCGCAAAUGUAAACAAUAACUUGUAGACGGUGGUUUCUGGACGGUAUAAAAAAUAAAAUAAUCAUUUUGUGGAGCCUUAUCUUUUACAAUAUGUCGGCGGGGAUGAAUAAACCAGGAUCUAAAUCAACUACCUCGUUGCCUCCAGACCCCAUGGAUAUCAUAAGAAGCAAAGCCUGCUCCCGGAGAGUGCGGCUGAAUGUUGGGGGGCUUCCACACGAGGUUCUUUGGAGAACGCUGGACAGGUUACCCCGCACGCGGCUGGGGAGACUAAGAGACUGCAACACGCACGAGUCUCUCACUGAAAUAUGUGAUGAUUACAAUUUGGACGAUAAUGAGUACUUUUUUGAUCGCCAUCCCGGGGCAUUCACUUCUAUUUUGAAUUUUUACCGCACUGGUAAGUUGCACAUGAUGGAGGAAAUGUGCGCGCUGUCGUUCAGUCAAGAACUGGACUACUGGGGAAUAGACGAGAUAUAUCUGGAAUCCUGCUGCCAGGCCAGGUAUCACCAGAAAAAAGAACAAAUGAACGAGGAGCUGAAACGAGAGGCCGAAACUAUGCGGGACAGGGAAGGAGAUGAGUUUGAAAACACAUGCUGUGCGGAAAAAAGGAGGAAGCUUUGGGACCUUCUGGAGAAACCCAGCUCUUCUGUGGCCGCCAAGAUUUUGGCGAUCAUAUCCAUCCUCUUCAUUGUAUUAUCAACGAUUGCCUUGUCUCUCAACACCCUCCCAGAGCUGCAGGAUAUGGAUGAAUUCGGACAGGUCACUGACAACCCCCAACUGGCUCACGUGGAAGCCGUUUGCAUUGCAUGGUUCACCAUGGAGUACCUGCUACGGUUCCUAUCUUCCCCCAGCAAAUGGAAGUUUUUCAAAGGGCCUCUGAAUGUGAUCGACCUGUUGGCCAUUUUGCCCUACUACGUCACAAUCUUCCUUACAGAGUCCAAUAAAAGUGUGCUACAGUUCCAGAACGUCAGAAGAGUGGUCCAGAUAUUCCGGAUCAUGAGGAUCUUGAGGAUUCUGAAGCUCGCCAGACAUUCCACAGGCUUGCAGUCUCUUGGAUUCACCCUGAGACGAAGCUACAAUGAGCUGGGGUUGCUCAUUUUGUUUCUAGCAAUGGGCAUCAUGAUAUUCUCCAGCUUGGUGUUCUUUGCUGAGAAGGACGAGGAUGACACAAAGUUUAAGAGCAUCCCUGCUUCUUUCUGGUGGGCUACCAUCACCAUGACCACAGUAGGGUAUGGGGAUAUCUACCCUAAGACUCUUUUGGGUAAAAUAGUUGGGGGGCUUUGUUGUAUCGCUGGGGUAUUGGUGAUUGCUCUUCCUAUACCGAUUAUUGUGAACAAUUUCUCAGAAUUCUACAAGGAACAAAAGAGGCAAGAAAAGGCAAUCAAGCGGCGAGAAGCCCUAGAGAGGGCAAAGAGAAAUGGAAGCAUCGUUUCAAUGAACAUGAAGGAUGCUUUUGCCCGCAGUAUAGAACUGAUGGACAUUGUGGUGGAGAAGAGUGGAGAAAACAUGGGGAAGAAGGAGAAGGUGCAGGACAACCACCUUUCACCCAACAAAUGGAAAUGGACAAAACGGAACACGUCAGAGACGAGCUCCAACAAGUCUUUAAAUAUUAAAGAGCAAGGCUCGCCGGACACAGCCCGGCCAAGCACUAGCCCUCAGCAUCUCAAUGUGCAAAUGCUGGAAGAAAUGUAUAAUAAGAUGGCCAAAACCCAAUCCCAGCCCAACCUCAAUACCAAAGAGGGAGGCCAGUCAUCAAAAGUAGGCAAACAAAGGGAUGAAAUAGAGAUGGACAGUAUCCCAGGUCCAACGGAUCCUGUGCUGGCCCCCCCUGAAGGAAUUAUUGACAUGAGAAGCAUGUCUAGUAUCGACAGUUUUAUAAGUUGUGCUACAGAGUUUCCGGAAAGUGGGAGAUUCUCUCACAGUCCAAUCACCUCCCUGUCCUUCAAAGUCAGCGCAAAUCCGUCUCUGGAGACCACUCACGAGUACGAAGGACUGCUCUCUCCCAAAACCGCCACCAGCGCACAAAUUUAUCCGGUCAAGGGGAACAAUUUCCUGGAGAUGAAUUGCAACAAUCCCAAUUCCCAACCCCCUUCCUUCAGAUUCAACAAUCCGUUGAAAUCCAGGUCCUUCAAAGUGAAUUUCCGGGAAGCCAAUGCUUUUCAAAGCGCACAUGGAAUGUCAGCUUCUGUUAUAGAUACUCUGAGUGGGCCUCUUUCAGAUAGCUCUCUGUUUUCUGACCGGUCUCUGCUCAGUCCAGAAGUCUCAAUCUACACAACAGCCAGUAGCAAAACACCUCCUAAAUCCCCAGAGAGCCUCAUGCCAAACGUGUUCACCUUCCAUGACGCUUCCAUUAACAAAUAUAUUGAUGCAGACACCGAUGAAGAAGAACAUUUACAAGAUGGGACUGACGCAAGUGCUUCCAAAUGGCUCCUGGGUAACGCAAGCCCAAAGUACAACGUGAACAGCGGUUAUCAGAAGCAGAGAGGCAGCCACCUAGAAGUAGCAGCAUCACAGAGGUUAAUGGGUCAAAACUGCAUUUUCCCUUUGGAGGGCAUUGCAGGGAGCAGCACACCAGGCUGCACUCAGGAAAGCAACAAAGUGGAGAACCACAUCUCACAAGACAUCCGCUUUCCAAACAGCAAACGAAGCCGCUCCAACACGUACAAUGAAAGCAUCUGACUGAUUCUAGACCAACGACAGAGAGAGGGUUGUUACACAGGAAAACUGACAUCUUCUUUAGGGGAAAAACCAGAGCUUUUGCAUGGCAUGAUCAGCUGUUUCGAAGAAGCCAAGGAGAGGUGUGAAGGGAGCCAGUCCUGCUUAAGAUGGGAUUUGGAUAUUACUGUGAAUUUCCAAAUACUGAUUAAAAUAUAUUCUACUCUCAUUUUCUUCUCCUGGAAUGGGGGAGAAACAGGCUGACAGUUCUGUGUGAAUCACAGUUUUAAUAUGGACCUCUUGUGGAGGCUACAAGUACUAUAUGUAAAUAUAGGACUAUGAAUACAAAUAAAAAAUAAAAAUGCACCUUGAAAUGUUAGAUUGUUUUGCAAUGUGCUAUAAGGAGGAUAUACCAGAGCUGUCAUACUUCUUUCAUUUCAUUUGUCCACAUGUAGGAAGCACCUAUUUUAAUAUUAGAUGGGUUGUUUUAAUAUUGAAGUAAUGCCUUGUUACUUUACCCAAAACAGACCUUAAAUACAGGGUUGCUGAUAAACUGUUAGAAUGAAUUGCACUGUUUCUCAUGAAAGCUGGGUGAUUUAAAACACCAACAUAGUCAAGUUCUGAAUAGGGGGAAAAUCGAAUUACAAGCAUUGAUGCACAGACACACUUGCUAGGAGAUUGCUAGGGUUGGUAUUGUUUCUAAAUUUCACGUGCAGGGUUUACAUGUAUUUACAGUCCUUACUUUAGACAUACAAUGCGCCAUUUUCAACAACAAAUGUUAGUCAGUCCCCCAUAUGACAUUGUCAUAAACAGCAAACACAGCAUUAGAAGCACACGUGGUCUGGGUGUUUUGGAAAUAGAAUUUCAAAUCGAGAAUGGUGCAGCUCCUUCUGUAAAUAAUGUCUUCUGCACGCACUCACAAAUUGUUCUGAUCUCAUCAGAUUAUUUUGUAGCUAGUCAUUCUGCUUCUUCACUGCUAUUUUAUAAAUAGACGUUAAUGUUUGCUUAUUAUAUUUUGAUGUCUUAAGAGCCAAAGAACUUGGUGUUCUAAUCAGUGGCACUGGAACCAUUUUUAAAGUGGGGGUGCUGAAAGCCAUUAAACAAAACUGUAACCCCUGUAUAUGAUGGAAGCCAUGCAAAGCCAUCCGUACCCCCAGCGCCCCUGGUUCUAACUGGGACGUGCAUCACAAGAGAAUGUCUCUUCUUGUAAAGUUGCGUUUGGCAGGAGCAGAUGUGUGAGAGCUGGGUUAUGUUCUUUUUAUCUAUUGUUUGGAAGGUACAUCUCUUUCUCUGAAUUCAACACCUGCAAUGCAAAGACAGUGAGAAAUCUACUAGUGCAAUGAAAGUGGGUGUCAGCCCGUAUAUAGAAAGACUCUGGCUGACAAGCAGGUUAACGCUUUUUAACACAUAUACUCCAAACAUGCUCUGUUAGAUAUACCAUCCAGUAUAUUUGCAGCCACCCCACAUUCAAAAAGCUAUGCUAGAGCCUGUUCUGAAAGAUGCAUAGCAGGACUAUCUCAUUUUAGAGUGCCUGUUAGACAGCUUGUGUUUAAGUUUAAUUUAACCAAAUGAUUACAAUAUCCUCCAGCACCUUGUAAUUAUAUGUAAAAUAUGUCUACUGUAUUAUAUACAUUUCUAGACAGAAUUCUCCUACCUUAAUAUAUCAUACCUGUUUGAGAUGCUUUUUGUUUUACCCUCACUCCCAGUGUCCCGCUGCUUGUGCCCUAACUGACUGCUUACAAGUCAGGUAGAUUUCUCGUGCCUUUCCUUGUAAGCUCAGCUUAGGACUUGGUUCCUUCUCUAUACACAGCCUACGUUUAGCCAGAAUUCAAGAGAGGAACGCGUUAAAGAUUGUGGCUCUGGAUGUGGUCAAGGCCUAGUGCAUACUGUCACAUGCACACAACUCUUAGCACUGCUGGGGGGUGGGGCUUCACUGUUUCCACGGCAACCGCAGCCUACCACAUUGGAACCCUUCAAGCCAGUGUUGACUGCUGUAAAUGAUGAUCAUGCAUUGUUAAUAUGUGUAUCUGUUGUAAAUAUUAUUAUGAUUGUCUUCACUGAAGUUUUGCGACUGCUACGGUUUAUAGUAAAAUGUGGGGAAAAAAGAUGAGUCAGGUUGGUAGGCCAUACCCCUCACCCCCUCACCCCCUCACCCCCUCACCCCCUCACCCAAAUACAACUCGCCAGUGAGGACGAUUAUUUUAUCACAUGCUACAAGAAUGAUGUGCAAAGAAGUCUGAACUGCCUGGGUUUUCUCUCCUUCACAAAGUAAAAAAGACACUGUGCUGGAAAGUGUUGAGAUGUGCUUCAGAUUGUGAAAUGGUUACCAAGGGAACCUGGCCCGGAUACUCUGUUUACCCUGUCACUUCCUGUCUGCCAUGGAGUCGCUUCCUAUAUGUGUUUGGUGUAUGGAAAUGGUUAUAUGACCGCCAUGCAUCUCAGAGUAGUCUAUUUUUCUGUUCAAAUAUAUUAAAAUAAUUAUCAGUAUUUUUAGCAGAUUUUUAUUAGAGGCAACUCAGUAAAAAAUAUAUUAAAACAAUUUCUUUUUGUAUUAUGAAUUAUAAUAAUGGAUUAGGUAGAAGAAAAUGUUCCAAAAUGUUCAUUUUGUGUAGAGCACUUGCUAAUCGUUGAAUGACUUUGUUUUUGUUUUGUUUGUUUUCUGUUUGUUUGUUUUGCAGUCAGUUUGUCUGCGUGAGGUUAUCAAGUCAUGUAUGAUGUUCUACCUUUGUUUCUACAGUCACCGGUACACAGGGCUGUGUGAAGGUGCAUUAUAUCAUCAUAAUCAAUGGAUAUGGGUGAAAUACCAAUAUAUUAUCAUAGAGUUAAUAGAACAGCAAACUGACAUUUUGGACAAACUAUAUAUGUGCGCGUGUGAUUUCACAUGCCUGAAGCCCACGCCCACCAUCUCCCCUUUUCUUGUUGAUGUUCCCAUGGAAACCAACAAAGACAAGAACAGUCGUCUUUUGUUUUUAUUUAUUUGACAGUAUUAAACUUUGUGAAAUCGCCUAUUAUUAUUAUUAUUAUUAUUUAAUAUGCUGCUAGCAAUGGGAAAAAAAUUUGAUGAGGUAAAAAUAAGGUGACCCAUUUUCACUGGGACAGUUCAGGCUUUUCAACCCAAGGCAUUCUGGUACAUUUUACCUGUCUCAGGUACCAUUCACUUAUCUCUUUCCUUUAAGAGAAUCAAGACUACGCUUACCAGAAUGCAUUGGGUUGUGAGUUGAAAAGCCAUUGUCCCGGUGAACACAGAGCCAUAUGGUCACCUUACGGUAAAGAUCCAAAAAAAAAAAAAAAAAAAAAAAAGCAGCAAGUUAAGAGCUGAUAUUUAAAAGUCUACGUUAAAGUAAUGUUUUUCCUUUCUUGUUUUCAGUGGGGACUUUUUCAAGGAGUGCUAGUUUUGUUUCUGCUCUAUUAAAUCUGUUUUUAAAGUGUGAUUGGUGUGUUUGAAUGUUUAGCGUUGACUUCAGCGUUCGUAUAUCACAACUGGGAGUACUGGAAGAGCGUACCAAACGCGAGCGGUAAACAAACAGAGACUUCGACAUGUUCCGCUACGUACUGAAGAGAAACAAGUGCCCUAGCCUGCUACAGAAAUCAAUACGGAUGGAAAUAUUAUUUUAGUCUUCUUCAAACAAAGCCGGUACCCAGUUCACUCUUGAUACAGCCUUUUUAAAACUCAGACUGUUGGAAGUGUACAGUGUAAGCAAUCUCUUGCACAGUUAUUUAAAUAAAUAUUUAUCUUGACAUUCCUGUUUUGUUAUGGUUUACAUUUCGGUGGGAAAUGAGUAGUGUUAUAGAGCGGUUAAUGAGUGCCAUCGGGUGAAACCUCUGUUAUAUCUCUGUAAACCUUUCUCCUCAAAAUACGGGGCAGGCUAAUGAGAAUGAACAGUGUGGAAGAAACCAGGUGCUGAUCAUUAGUGUUGAUUGGGCUACCAGUCAAAGAGGAGCAAGUAAAGAAACAGCUGCUUGGGUUUGUGGUGAUCGCUGCUUUUCUUAGACUCUGGAGAACAGCGACCCACACAAACCCAAGCAGCUGCGUUUUCACUUGUUUCACUUGGAAAGGUAAAUCAGCCCGAUCGACUCCAGUGACACUCACCUGUGGAUAGCUUGAUCCUAAUAAUCGAUUAAUCAGUGCGUGCAGCUCCAAUAAUGGGACACCCACGCUGUUCUAUUUGCAGAGUAGAAACACAGUUGAUGACUGUUUGAUAAAUACAAGACACCUGUAUUGUUGUUAGUUAUGGCUUUAUACAAUUAAGCAGGCAUAUACUGAUGUCAUUGAAGACAGGUCUUAUACAUGGUAAAAACAGCAGGAAUAUCUUAGGUUAGAUAUUGUAAUGUAAGACAUAUGGAUAACUAUUAGGAAGACUGGUAAAACAAAGGGAGAAAUGCUUUCUUUAUAGCAUUAUUUGUUGUAUCAAUUUAAAAUGUGUGCGGCAUGUUUUCAAACCCUAAUAUGGGGUUGGCUAAGCAACUAAAUAGAUUUUCACAAACCUUACCAAGGUCUGGAGCGCACUUGUUUCUCUGAUUCGUUAGCGAGUGACAAUUGCAGCAUGCAGGUUAAAUUAUUUCACAGGGUUCUUCAGGAUGUAACUCAUUCUCCUUCAUUCUCUGUCAGAGAACCUUACUGAUCCUAUCUCUGUAUAGGUCAAUCAUCAAAAGCAUCAAGUUGUUCAAUAAUAUUUAUUUUAAAAGGAUACUUUUAUUUAUCUGUAUUUUUUGUAACUAGCAUUUCAAUUGUGUACUCAUCUGAAAUGUGGAAAGGCUGCAGAAGUUUAUUUGUCAACUUCAAUAUUAACCCAACGCUUUCAUUUGUAUCGCCUGCAAUAGAGUGCUAGAUCUUAACCAUUUAGGGGGUUCUCUGUUUAAUUUGACAACUUAAUAAAGACUUUGAAUUUCAAAAUGACUUUCCCCUCCCCCAAUUAAGUUUCCAAAUUAGCCUGUCCUUAAAAGCACAAAAUAAACAUGUCAUGAUGUGAUUAAAAAAAAAAAAAAAAAAAAUUAGGCUUCUCUUAAAUUCUAAGGAAACAUCCGAACAUUUCAGAGAAAUAAAAAUGACAUGUAUAAAUACACACACCAAUCCCAAACAUCCCAUCAUGAUGUAAUGUUGUUUGUAUGUCUUGAAGUUAUUAUUUUUUAUUUUAUUACUUAGUUUUUAUUUGUUGACAUUCUAUCCAGUUGUUUCUGUACAGAGUGCUGUUGUUCUAUGCAUGUAGUGGUAUGGAACUGUGAACAAUGUGUGACAUACAGAUCCUGUAUUUGUCUUGUAAAAUAUGUCUAAAUGUCUAAGGAUUUUAAAAGCAAUGUUCCCCACUGCAUACUGAAUCAUAAAUAAAGUCAAUACAAUAUA